Messenger RNA from Staurois parvus, 885 nucleotides. The record is from the annotation of a GenBank genome assembly. NCBI's taxonomy places the organism in Eukaryota, Metazoa, Chordata, Amphibia, Anura, Ranidae.
GACUCAGAUGUGGAAUUUGCACGCACUGGCUAUGGGAAGAACGCAGUGAAAGUUCUCCAGAUUAAAAGAGAAGGAAAUGGACAUUUUAUUAAAGAAAUUGAGGCUUCUGUUCAGCUCACUCUCCAGUCAAAGAAGGAUUAUUUAUAUGGGGAUAAUUCUGACAUCAUCCCAACAGACACAGUGAAGAACACCAUCUACGCUCUAGCCAAAUUUAAAGGGAUAAAAACCAUUGAGGACUUCUCUCUGGAACUUUGUAAUCAUUUCCUGACGUCAUUCAACCAUGUUACAGAAGCAAGAACUUACAUCGAAGAAGCCCCCUGGAGACGCAUUGAAAAGGAUGGGGUGCAGCAUGUUCAUGCAUUUAUCUAUUCAUCGGAAGGUGUUCAUUUUUGUGAAGUGGAACAAAAGCGCGGAGGUCAGCCAGUGAUUCACUCUGGCAUCAAAGAACUUCGGGUCUUGAAGACAACGCAGUCUGGGUUUGAAGGUUUUUUAAGGGAUCAGUUCACAACACUCCAAGACGCGAGAGACCGCUGCUUCUCCACUGUGGUCAACUGCAAAUGGCGAUACAACACCAAUCAAGGGGUUAACUUUGAUUCUAAAUGGCAAACCAUGAAGGAAAUAAUCCUGGAUAAAUUUGCUGGACCGUAUGAUAAAGGGGAGUACUCUCCGUCCAUCCAGAAGACUCUUUAUGACAUCCAAAUGUUGGGUCUCGGCCGGAUUCCAGAGAUUGAAGAGAUUGAAGUUAUUUUACCAAACAAGCAUUAUUUUACUAUUGACCUCAGCAAAUUUGGCCUAAGCAACCAGGAUGAGGUCUUGCUGCCCUCAGACAAGCCCUAUGGAAAUAUCACUGGCAGUGUCCGAAGAAGAAUUCCAUCUAAGUUAUAA